Messenger RNA from Lates calcarifer (barramundi perch), 4545 nucleotides. RefSeq names its product sodium- and chloride-dependent GABA transporter 2. Lineage: Eukaryota; Metazoa; Chordata; Actinopteri; Centropomidae. Gene Ontology annotation, cellular component: membrane. The transcript is spliced from 17 exons. Gene Ontology annotation, biological process: sodium ion transmembrane transport. The record is from RefSeq and is a predicted model, not a curated record. The coding region runs from base 349 to 2211 and encodes 620 amino acids.
CACAUGGCUCGUCAGGUGAUGUAUGUUUCCGACCACCUGCGGUGCAGCUGUAGACUGUUUUGGAGUGCAGGCCUGACCCCGGAGUCUGAGGCUGCCAAAUAAAGGCUUGCGUGCUGAACUCUGCACCCCCAGAAGUUCCAGUUUUCCUGGCCUUGAAGAGUGCCAUCACUUUGGCGAGGCGUCAGAGGACAGCGGGUGCCUAUUGUGUCUGGGGGCAAUUCAUCACAAGUGGAAGAAGUCAUCCUUCUUGUGCUCACUCACUUCUAUGGUUCAACACCUGAGAGGAGUACAAAGGGAGCAGUGUCGUCUUACCACAGGGGCGUGUGCGUGUCUCUGCCGGAGCCAGUCAUGACUGACCAACUGCCUCCCCAGCAAAGGGACCCGCUGCUCAACAAGUUCCAGCAAGGGAACCUCCCCAAUGGGAAGGGAGCCACCAAAGACACCCUGCAUGCCAGAGGCCAGUGGGCCAGCAAGGCUGAGUUCCUCCUGGCCGUGGCGGGGCAGAUUAUCGGCCUGGGCAACGUCUGGAGGUUCCCCUACCUCUGCUACAAGAACGGAGGAGGUGUGUUCUUUGUGCCCUACUUGUUGUUCCUGGUGCUGUGCGGCAUCCCCCUCUUCCUCCUGGAGACCUCGCUGGGACAGUUCACCAGCCUGGGAGGUGUCAGCGCCUGGAGGACUAUCUGCCCAUUAUUUGGAGGUCUCGGUUAUGCAAGCCAGGUGAUGAUCCUGCAUGGCUGCGUUUACUACAUCGUCAUCCUGGCCUGGGCUCUCUUCUACCUGUCGUACAGCUUCCAGGCAGAGCUGCCGUGGUCGCACUGUAACAACACAUGGAACACUGAGGCGUGUGUGUUGUUCGACCGCCACAACCAGACUGCCAAUGUGAGCAGCCUGCCUGAGAACGCUUCAUCUCCCGUAAUGGAGUUCUGGGAGCGGGAGGUCCUCCGCCUGUCCAGCAACUUAGACGAGCUGGGCCCGAUCAGCUGGAAGCUGGCUCUGUGUCUGGCCGUCGUCUGGCUUGUCUGUUACUUCUGCGUCUGGAAGGGAGUGAAGUCCACCGGCAAGGUGGUGUACCUGACAGCCACCUUCCCAUAUGUCAUGCUGUUUGUGCUGCUGGUGCGCGGUGCCACCCUGCCCGGAGCGACCCAGGGCAUCAUCUACUACCUCAAACCCAACCACACUCGCCUGGCAGACCCACAGGUAUGGAUGGAUGCAGGUACCCAGAUAUUUUUCUCUUACGGAAUCUGCUUGGGAAGUCUCACAGCUCUGGGCAGUUACAACAAAUACAACAACGACUGCUAUAAGGACUCUUUCAUGCUGUGCCUCCUGAACAGCGGCACCAGUUUCCUGGCAGGUUUCGCCAUCUUCUCGGUGCUGGGUUUCAUGGCUGAGGAGCAGGGCGUGGACAUAGCCACCGUGGCUCAGUCAGGUCCUGGCCUUGCCUUCAUCGCCUACCCCAGAGCUGUAGCCAUGAUGCCUCUACCUCAACUCUGGGCUGUCUGCUUCUUCCUCAUGAUCAUCAUGCUGGGGCUGGACACACAGUUUGUGAGUCUGGAGGCCCUGAUGACGUCAGUGACUGACCUUUACCCUCACCUGAUCAGACGAGGUCACCGCCGAGAGCUGCUGCUGCUGUUUGUCUGUGUCGUCUGCUUCCUGAUCGGACUGGUCAUGGUCACGCCGGGAGGUCUGUACGUGUUCCAGAUCUAUGACCAUUUCUCCUGCAGUGGAGCCAGCCUGCUGCUCCUCUCCAUCUUCCAGUCUCUGGCCAUCGGAUGGGUUUACGGAGCCGAGCGCUUCAGCGCCAACAUCAGGGAUAUGACCGGCUACAGCCCACUGCCUGUCUUCAAGCUGUGCUGGAAAUACUUGACCCCAGCUGUGUGCACUGCUACCUUUGUGUUCUCCCUGGUGUGCUGGUCUCCGUUGAGCCUGGGGAAAGGCCUGGUGGCCCCAGUCUGGGCCACCACGCUGGGCUGGCUCCUUACCUUCUCGUCUGUCUCCCUGCUUCCCAUUUGGGCCAUUUAUGCCCUCGCCACCACCCCGGGAACCCUGCAGCAGCGCUUCCAGCGUCUGUGCAGCCCAGCCAAACACCCAUCACUGGCCUUCCACCACCUGUCCACCAACAACGCAGCGCCGCCCUACAGCCCCGCGCUGCCUCUCACCGAGAAGCCCAAGGAGCCCAUCAUCAACAUCAUCCAGGAUCACAUGAUCACAUGAUGGGAUGUAACGUUGGAUGCUGCUCAGCCAAUCAGGUGUGGCGAAGGGGAGGGUCGAGGUUAGGGUUAAUGCUGCUGGGUCCCAAAUGAGGGGCUGGAACCCUGUUAGUCAUUAUCUGUAGUCUUUAUUUAUAAAUUUAAGAGUCAGAGGAAGCGAUUUUUGAUUCUGAUAUUUUGGCAAAUAUCAGGUGGUGAUAUUUGCAUCCACCUGGUUAUUUUUGAUUAGACAAAUAGAAAAGGCUUGAAAUAAACUUCACUUAAAAACUCCACUCAAGGGUCACUUACUCAGUUAUUCUGUAGCUUUCAGUCAUAUCAUAUGGUCCUCCUCAGCAGAUAGAGUUUAGUUAGUUGGUUUAGUCGUGGAACUAUAGAUGUGAUGGUCAAAAUUUCCAUUACUCUGAACACUUCUAGGACUUUCUGAAAGCUCCAGAACAAGAGGACCUUGAGUUGGAUAGUUUUAUGCACAUGAAUAUAUGUUGUCAUUAGAGCGGUGCAUCUGCCUGGUGUUAAAUUUAACAAGAACCACCUGAACGCACCAUUAGUUCUGCCCUCUGUGAGGCUCAAUCGCCCCACUUGGGGAGAAGAAGGUGUAGGCUCAGUCUCCUACAGAGGAUCCAGUCCUGAGUUGGGACUCAGUUCGCUUCACCAUUAAGACCUGCCCCAUCCCUGUUACCCGCUACCAGUUGGUUAUUCUAAAACAGCACACAGCAACUCCUUUUUUAUUUUCCAGUUUAACGACUGUAUUUGUGGACCAUUUUGAUCACAGCCUCUUAAGCCAUGCAAGGCACAAGAUGCAGCUAAAUAACAACGCAAGUGUUUUUGUUUUGUUUUUAUUUUUUAGCAAUCAUUAGAGUUAUCAUUUUUAGCCUCCAACUCUUCUCUGUGAGAGAUCAUUGCUUACGUGCAUAGCUUUGAUUCUCCACUUAAUGUUUCUUUCAUGUUGUGUUUGGGUGCAGGUAUCAUCUGACAUGACUCUGAGAGUCAGACAUGUUUUGUACAGUGAUUUAUCUGGACUUUUUUGGAUGUGCUUCAUCCUCUGUGAUCACCAUAUCAUGGAGUCCAAAUGGUUCAUACUCCGCCUUACAUCCAGGUGGUGCUAAUGCGAGGAUUGCAUUGGCCAAACAACGCUUCUUACUGCCAAUAUAUCAAGUACACAAUUUAAUGCCGUGGUUAACUCUUUAUCAGUGACAAAAUGAUGUCCGGUAACUGUUUUCAUCCAUUUCACCUAUCUGUCUUUAUUUUAGUGGUUGACAUUUGUUUCAAGUGCAGUUUCUGCAAAAGUAAAUGGAAUUAUUUGCACAUCUUUGCACUAUACCAAAAACAACUAUCAUUUAUUAAGCUGGAAAACAUGUAAUCAUAGUAUCUGACUCAGUAUAUAUUAACACAAUAUUACAAAACUGCUGCUGCUGUGUAGACAAAACUGAUUCUUUUGUUAUUCUGAGCACCAAAUGUUUAACUUAAAAUGUUAAAAUAGGUUUUUAAGAUGAAGCUAACUGUAUUUAAACUGCAAAAUAACACGUCACUCCAAUGUGAUUCUCAUUACUAGAGGACUUUACAGUGUGGUGACAUGCAGUAGAAGUAAAAAUGAAGACAGGACCUCUAUGCAGUGUAGGGUUGCUUAUAUUUUUCAAAAGUGAAUUUGAAGAAAUAUGCUCUCAAAGGAAAUUUAUCAUAGCUAGAAAUGUUUUUAAUAAUUAUCCCUGCUCAUAAAAUGAUGUUAAAUUCAUACAGUUUAUUAGAGGUAUCACUCAUAGUACAGUCACUACAGAUUUUUACAAUAUCAGACAAGAAGAGGAUUUGAAUACUUUACUCAUGCUUUUUUUCAUCACCAUGAUGUGUCAUAGUGUCUCAAUGGGGAAGUCAUCAUUAACUUACUGUACUUGUAAGUCUAGGACAGAAUGUACUCCUCGCUCAAAACACAAGGACAAGGAGUAACUCUCGAGUGUGAUGCGUGAUGCGUUUUCUGAUGUUUGAAGAUGUAUAAGUUAACGUUCCCUCGUGCAAACUUGAAACUGCUGGGGUUUUUUUUUUUUUUGUUGUUGUUGUAUUUUUUUCAAACCUAGAUCGAGAGUGUUUUGUUUUUUUAAACCCUUUCAGAUGCUCCUCUUGAGAUUAAUUUAUCUGAAGAGAAAAAAGUGCUAAACCCAUCUGGUGUCUUUUGAAAGGUUUUCACUUAUUUCAAAUUGAUCAAGUGUGUGAUCAUCUCUGUUUACAGCUGUAUACAUGUGCCUCUUUAUUUGAAAAUGGGCUACUUUACUUUUGUAUGUGUAUCAUUAUUUUCUUUUCUAAAUGAAUAUAUAUAUAUAUAAAUAUAUAUAUAUACAUUGUGGAUAAA